CACGUGACUACAAGAUUACAAACAAGAAAUAGAAAAAUUAGAAAUUAUUCUCCAACGUUUCACUGGAUAACUAGAUAAAUAUGGGGAAAAAGGUAGAAGAUUCGGAUCCUAAAGAUAAUGAAGAGUCCAACGAAAAACAAGACACAAAGAAAUAUGGAGAGGCUAAUAAAUAUGAUCCAAACUUCAAUGGCCCUAUAGCAAAUAGGGGCUGCACUGAUAUAAUAUGUUGCCUCCUAUUUAUCAUAUGUAUCUUAGGAAUGGGAGUGGUGGGAUAUUUUGCAUAUUCCCGGGGUGACCCCAGUAAAUUACUUUACCCCACUGAUACAGCUGGCAACAUGUGCGGGUAUGGUGACUUCGCCCAAAAACCUAACUUAGUGUUCUUUGACUUGUUGGUGUGUGCUAGACUUAACGUUGGGGCAGUUAUUAAUGGAUGCCCCACUCCUCAGGUGUGUGUUGCUGAAUGUCCUAGGACGUAUUGGACGUGGUAUCCUCAAUAUUAUCUUGAAUCAGUAACCCCUAGCAACCUCAUAAGCACUGUUAUAGGAGGACGUAGUGAUAUGAUUUGUAACUAUGACGUCAACCCAUUGACAUCAUCAAAGAGUGUGAUGCAGCUCAUUGAAGAUGAUGACUGUGCUGCAUAUUAUGUGGAGAGUCAACCUAUUGUGGGAAGGUGUGUGCCAUCUUUCCUCAGUAAGGUCUUGGACUCAGCCUCUGGGCUUGUGGACACUCUAAGUAAUGCAACAAUAGUGGAUAAGAGCAAUACAACAGUGACAGACGUGGACCUACAGGAUGGUAGCUACUGGUUGGCUCUGUUCCUGAAUGCCAAGGAGUAUGGUAUGAAGAUCUACCAAGAUGUGGUUGGAUCAUGGUGGUUGAUCCUCGUAGGAUUAGGGAUCGCUAUGAUCCUUGCCUUCAUCUGGAUCAUCCUCAUGAGGUGGAUUGCUGGGCCCAUCGUCUGGAUCACCAUUAUUCUCUUCAUCGGCUUAUUUGGGUUUGGCACAUAUUAUGCAUUUUCCAAAUAUGUCUCAAUGAAAGAUGAUCCUGCAGCACAAGGGAAUUAUAUUUUCACCACAAAUCUUGAUUACUACCUCAAUAUGGCCAACACCUGGUUGGCAUUUGGUAUUAUUGCUGCAUCCCUGCUGGGCAUCAUAUUGCUGCUCCUGAUUUUCCUCCGUACCCGCAUCCUCAUUGCUAUCUCUCUUAUCAAGGAAUCCAGCAGGGCUAUAGGGAACAUGGUGUUUGCACUGUUCUGGCCAAUACUGCCAUUCAUCUUUCAAGUUGUCUUAUUUGGCUACUGGGGAGCAACUGCACUUUUUCUCGCAUCAUCUGGUACACCAGAAUAUAAGAGUAAUGCCACAGUGGACAAUUCUACUGGUGAAGAAAUAUGGUCCAGAGUACCCUGCGAGCCAACGAAUGACACUCUUGGUUCUAUCUGUUCAUUCGUAAAAUAUGGAGGAGACGAGUACACCAUAUAUCUGCAGAUCUUCAUGCUUUUCAUGUUAUUCUGGUGCAUGAAUUUCAUUGUGGCUCUCGGACAGAUGACACUUGCUGGAUCCUUCGCAUCGUAUUAUUGGGCUUUCACUAAGCCACAGGAUAUCCCAGCAUUCCCAGUCACGGGUGGAUUAUGGCGCAGUAUUAGGUAUCACUUGGGUUCGCUAGCAUUUGGUUCACUAUUGAUCGCCAUCAUACAGAUGAUUAGAGUGGCUCUAGAAUACUUGGAUGCUAAGUUAAAGGGAUCUGAAAACAGAAUAGCAAAGUUUUUCAUGAAGUGUCUAAAGUGUUUUUUCUGGUGUCUCGAAAAGUUUAUGAGGUUCCUCAACAAAAAUGCAUACAUUUUGAUUGCAGUAUAUGGAGAGAAUUUCUGUACUUCAGCUAAAAACGCAUUCUUCCUCAUAAUGCGUAAUAUUUUAAGAGUUGCUGUGGUUGACAAAGUGACAGACUUUCUUCUGUUUAUCAGUAAGCUGGUCGUAGUAGCAGCUACAGGUGUACUCGGAUUCUUUUUCUUCUCCGGCCAGAUUCCCAUUGAAGCUCUCAACUCAUAUGUCCCAACACUCAAUUUUUACUUGGUCCCUGUUAUAAUCAUCACUAUAGGCUCAUACGUGAUUGCAUCCUGCUUCUUCAGUGUCUACAGCAUGGGGGUUGAUACUCUCUUCAUGUGCUUUUUGGAAGACAUAGAGAGACAUGAUGGGUCUCCCGAGAAGCCAUACUACAUGAGUAAAGAACUUAUGAAGAUUCUCGGCAAGAAAAAUAAGUUCCAAGACAAAAAGAAAGACUAAAUCAGGACUCAAAUCUAGUCUAUAUUACAGGAAGAUACAUAUCAGCAUGAAGGCCUCAUUGUAUAUGCCUCAUCUGAGGAA
Owenia fusiformis is the source of this 2357-nucleotide messenger RNA. Lineage: Eukaryota; Metazoa; Annelida; Polychaeta; Sabellida; Oweniidae. The record is from the annotation of a GenBank genome assembly.